Molecule: messenger RNA, 1528 nt
Organism: Spodoptera litura
Lineage: Eukaryota; Metazoa; Arthropoda; Insecta; Lepidoptera; Noctuidae
Source: RefSeq, a predicted model, not a curated record
GAACGGUGGACGUCGCGCGCGCAAAAAUAAAUCGCUGUUGGAGCCAAAGAUUUAGGUUUUCGCGUAAUCAUGUGUGAUUGGCCGGAAGACACAACUCUUCGCUUCUUGGAAGCGUACAAAAACGAGCCAUGUAUUUGGAAUUCAAAAGACCCUUACCACAAAAAUAGGCAUAAGGUACAGGAUGCGUGGACACGCCUCAGUGUGAUCAUGAAGAAAAAUGUGAAAGAAUUAAAACAUAAAAAAGAAAUAUUAAUGGCUACAUUCAGGAGGCACUGCAGAAAACAACAAGCGUCGAUUCGUUCUGGUGCAGGAGCAGACGAUAUCUAUAAACCCAAUUGGUUUGCUUAUGACCAAAUGGAAUCAUUUUUGGGGCCUUUUUACACAUGCACAGAUAAUGUAAAUACAGAGGAGGAAGUUCCACCACAAGAAAUCCCGAUUGAGAGCACAACUUUAGCGGAAGAAGAACAAGACAUAGAAGAUAGUGAUUUAGAGCAGCCAUCCACUUCGCAAACACCAAAACUACUGAUUCCUCGUCGUCGUCCUGCUACCAAUGUUGCGGACCGGCAGAUGACUUCAGCGUUUAGGCAAUUAACCAAUAUUUUAACUAAAAGACAAAAAGACCGCUAUCAACCGCCACCGAAAGAUGACGAUGACUGCGACCUAUAUGCAAAAUUGUUGGCCAAAAAGUUGCGAGAACUACCUCCUGAUGAUAGAACCCUAAUGAUGUAUGACAUAGACACUUUAUUUGUUAAUAGAAUUAAGAAUAAGAUGUGUCAAACCCUAUCUUCCUAUCACUCAGUCCCAUACGAAAUGCAAAUUGCUUCGCCAAGGAUUAAACGGUCGUCAACCUCCCAAACAUCCUACUCUGAACCUUUGGCAAAUGCAUCUCCAGAACCCCCUAUCUAAUCCGUCCAUCGCCUCCCCAACAUCAUAUUUUUAGGCCAACCAGCCAAUUCCCAAACGUUACAUUCUGUAUCAUUACCAGUUAUAUCACCAACACAAAACCAACAAUGCUGCUCAUAAAUAUGAGCCUCUAGCAUGGCGUCAAACUAAUCGAGUUCCUUGUCAAAUAAUUACGUGAGUAAGCCGAAAACCAUAAUAACAAAACGAACCAUUGAAUCCUCAACCAGCAUUCUACUCAAUUACAUUUAUCAUCCAACUCCUACCAUUGACAUUUUAUCCAAUGAACUAAUUGCACCACCAAAAGGACAAAAUCAAAUAAUGAAGCGUUACUUAAAACUUACGAAGGCUUUAGUAACUGUGAAAAAUAGUGACUUACCUACUUACACUAUGUUUAUGUUAAGCUUAAAUUCUUAAAAUAAAUGUGAGGAAUAAAAAAUGUAUGAUCUUUUAAUAAAUUAAAACAAUGAAUACCUUUAUUUCGUCUCUAUGAACUUGGUUAAUAGCUUUGUAGACUUAAGGAAUGACUUUUGAUAUUACUUGGGAUGAUAUUUGGAAUAAUUAGUGUAAAUUAUAAUUUAUUUAUUAUUAUUAUAUAUAGGUAUACCAUAUUUUAACAGUCACCACU